CGCCCACUCGACCGGACCCCAACAAAUGCAAAUGCAGGGCACUUGUUGCGUCACAACACGAGUCCAGAUGAUCGGUGGUGUAUUUUCGAGCCGUGCCCUUGCCCUCGCGCUGAGUUGACGCAAUGAGCUCUGACAGCGGCGGCGGCGUCGUGAUAAAAAAGUCGUAGCUGCCUCCUUGUCCUCCUUGAGUGCCUAUCUCAUCCUACACCACGCCACCACAGAACCUAGCAUGCGAGCCAUCAUCUUCACACUCGCCAUGACGCUCCUCGUCCUCCUCGCGGGAACUCACCACUGCAAGGCCGACCUUCCCCCCGCGCCCGCCGAUGCUCUAGUGAGCUGCUUCUUCGACGAUUUGUGCAACGACUUCGACCAGUACGUCAAAGGCGACAAAUCGGCGCACUUUAGCUGCAAUGGUAUCAAGCCAGUGCGCGCUGGUGGCUCCUUCUGUCGCAACUGCAAGCAGUGCCCCUGCAAAGAUUGCAUCGCAGCAAAGUAUGACCAGGGGAAGUGCUACGUGGGAUACUAUGCCGGGCUUGUUCAGUGGUGCGGGUAAGAGAAGGCGUGCAGAGGUUGCGAGUGGGAUUUGUGCACGCUGGGACUGGUCUCGAGCGAGUGACAUUGAAGUCGUCAUGGUGAUCUG
Jaminaea rosea is the source of this 640-nucleotide messenger RNA. RefSeq lists its product as hypothetical. The transcript has a single exon. NCBI's taxonomy places the organism in Eukaryota, Fungi, Basidiomycota, Exobasidiomycetes, Microstromatales. The coding region runs from base 230 to 553 and encodes 107 amino acids. The record is from RefSeq and is a predicted model, not a curated record.